This is a messenger RNA of Pocillopora meandrina, 2040 nucleotides long. The record is from the annotation of a GenBank genome assembly. Lineage: Eukaryota; Metazoa; Cnidaria; Anthozoa; Scleractinia; Pocilloporidae.
AUGGCGACCGCCAGUGAAAUCGAAAACAGGCUGAGUGUAGCGAAUCUUUUCGAGCUACAAGACAAUGAGAGACUCGUGGAGUCUAAUUCCCAUGUUCCUGGCCGAACUAUGUUCAAGGGAAGAGACAGCAAUACUUUAUCUUUGUUAAAUGCAUUAAGAGUCGAAGGAGAAGCAGGUUUCUGCGAUAUCAUCCUGGAGGUAGAAGGUCGUCAGCUGACAACACAUCGUUGUGUUUUGGCGGCCAACAGCCAGUUCUUUUACACCAUGUUCGGUAGCGGUAUGAAGGAAUCAAACCAAAAGAUUUUGAGCCUGUAUUCAGUUAGUUUUACAGCUAUGUCGCUUAUUCUCGAUUAUUUUUAUACCCGUGAAAUCCUCGUCGAUGAGGACAACGUUUUAGAUUUGCUACAUGUGUCGAGUUUCUUACUUGUAAUACCAGUGAAGAACGCCUGUAUAGACUUGCUCUCCAAACAGCUUACAAGUGAGAACUGUUUUAGCAUUCUUCAGGUAGCAGAGCAGUUUGGUGCGGACGUGCUGGCAAGAAAGGCAAAGAAUUUUAUCAAGGUAAACUUUUCCAUUGUAGUAAAGAAUGAAGAAUUUGCGUCGAUUCUGCAAAAUGAUUUGGUGUCCUUUAUUUCUGAUGAUGAGAUUCAAGUGGAGAAAGAGGAGGAGGUUUAUCAAUGUGUGUUGAAGUGGGUUGAACAUGAUGAGGCCAAUCGUGCCCCUGUUUUACCAGAUUUACUGAAACACUUAAGAAUGGCUUCUCUUCCAAAAGGAUUCCUUCAGUCAAGCAAAGAACCACUUUUGAAGGCAGCCAAAAUUCUUACUGUUCCUGCCCCAAAGAAAGGGAAGAAGAGAAAGUGGACAAGGAAAUCCAGAAAAGCAAAGGAUAUGAAAUUUGUUUUAGAGAAGCAGGUGAGGCCAUCAACAGAGAUGCAUGAUGUUCUUGUUGGAGUUGGAACUGGAGACUGCCGUAAAGCAUUUUGUUACGAUUUCAAAAAAAAGGAGCUUUUUUCCAUGGCAGACUUGUCACCCUUUGGGUACGAUGGACAUUUGGCUAUAGUUGGACGGACCCUGUAUUUAGUAGGAGAACAAAAGUAUGGAACUAAGGGUGUGAAGAAGGUCAGUGCCAUGUGUUUAGAUGACACAAAGAAACUGUGUUCUACACCAGGAGUUAAAGUUCAACUUGAAUGGAAAGUGAAAGCAUCCUCUAAAGAACUCGGUUUGAAGGGAUCCCUUGUUGCCUUUCAUGAGCUUUUGUACUACAUUGGUGGAUGGCAAACAUCUGGUUGCUGUGGUACAGUGGAGUGUUACAAUCCAGAAUUGGAUGAGUGGAGAACUUGUGCAGGACUUGAUACACCCAGAUGUUUUGCUGGCUGUGUUGCAACUGAGUCCCACAUUUACAUUGUUGGUGGAGGAACAAGUUAUAUUAGAGAUACAGCACUUUGCAGUGUUGAAAGGUAUGACCCAGAUAAAGAUUCUUGGUCUUAUGUUGCUCAUUUGAGAGAAGCCAGGUCAAUGCCAGGGUGCGUGUUCUGGGGCAACAAGAUCUAUGCCAUUGGAGGAAUUGAUUCAAGUGGAGUUGAAACCACCAGCUGUGAGGUGUAUGCCCUAAGAAUCAACGAAUGGCACACCAUUGCAAAACUGCCCUACCCUCAUUGUCCAGUCAACAAUGUUAUCAUUGUUAAUAACCAGGUUACUGUUCCUCUCCAACCUGAGACCACAUCCUCCUCCUGCGAUGCUGUGAAGUACAACGCACGGUCCAACAAGUGGCAGAAAGUGAAAAACCUCACCAUAAGUGACAAGAUAGGCUCCUUUAACCUCCAAACCAUUAAGUUACCACAACUGAUUUUACAAAGAAUGUGUAAAGAAUAUUGGCCGACAGAUUUUUUUGCAGAUUGGAGAGAUUCUGAUGAUGAGGAUGAUGCCUAUUUUGACAGUGAUAGUGAAACUUCAAGUUUUGACUGGAAUUGGAAUUCAGCUAGUGAUUUUGAUGAUUACCAUUUAGAGUCUGAAGGUGAAUUUGAUUACUUGUUUUUCUAA